Molecule: messenger RNA, 1303 nt
Organism: Brassicogethes aeneus
Lineage: Eukaryota; Metazoa; Arthropoda; Insecta; Coleoptera; Nitidulidae
Source: the annotation of a GenBank genome assembly
GUCGCAGUGAAUUAGUGUAGUUUAUAUAUAAUGAAAGUAUUACUUCACUUACUUGUACUUAUGAAGAUAUCUUCUUCCUGUUGGACUUUUGAAGUAGCUGUUAAAUGGAAGAAUAAAUACUUUAAAAACAGUUCUAAUUUUAAAAACCCACCAAGCUCUUUUGAAAUAGACUCUGAACGGAUUUAUCUGGCAAUGCCUCAGUAUCAUUAUACGGAUCAAACUAUUUCUUUAGGUUAUAUUAUUUACAACACAAGCACCCAUAAUCAAAUUUCACCAGAAAUUUAUCCCUUUCCAAAUAUGGAAACUCAUCUAACAAAUAAAACGAUCGUAUCUGCAACCUACAUACAGAGAUGCGUUAAUAAAUUAUGGGUUUUGGACAGUGGAGCUGUGAAUAUUACCAGCAACACCAACAAAACUCAACUAACUCAGCCAAAAAUAAUAUUUAUAGACUUGGAUAGCGACACAGUUAUGUUGAAUUUAUCAAUUCCCAAACAAUUCUACAGCGAUAAUAGUUUGUUAGUUAAUAUGGCAUACGAAGAAAGUAGCAGUAUUGAAGUGGGAUCAUUUAUUUAUAUCGCUGAUUGGGAAAUGGGAAUUAUAGUUUGCUCUCUAGGCAGACGGACAGAUCAAUUUUGGCUUGUUAAAAAGGAAGAUUGGAAUCCCAGCCCACAAUCUUUAACACCUUUAAACUGGAUGAACCACGGAACACUAACUUUGGCCGUAAAAAAUAAAUACGAAGACAACGAGCUUUGCUUUAACAGUUUGGACGUUGUGCCAGUUUAUUGCAUAAAAAGCAAUGCCCUAAAAAUAAUGUCGAAAUCCUAUACUGGCUUUGAAACGCUGCAAAGAUUCGAUGGCAAACAAAUAUUAUCGUCGGUUUUUUUAAGGAAAAAAAAUCUGUUUUUCUUCGGCCUUGUGAAAGAAAAAGGUUUGGGAUGUGUAAAUAGAAAUGUGAAAAAGGACCGACGUCACAACAUUGUGACUACAAAUAAAAAAACGAUGGUUCACCCUACAGAUGUCAAAAUUGAUGAUGCCGGCAAUUUGUGGCUGCUUAACGAUAGACUGGAAGGCUUUAUGUCGGGAAAAUUCGGGAACGUUUUUUUAUUAAAAGCUUCAGUAGACCAUAUUAUGAAACCAUGCCAAAAAGUAUCGGAAACAACAGUCAAAUCCGGAUGUCCCAGAACUGCUUCCUUCCCGAAUUUUGUGUUGCUUUCGAUUAUUUCUACAGUUUUAUGUAAUAGCCUCAAUAAUUUUUAUUAAAUAGAUAAGAAAUUAUUUUGUAAAAAAAUAAAGCACACAGUUU